AUGAACACAAUUUCUACGUUGUGGCAGCUCGAUACCCUGGUGCGAGCUUCGGACCACCUCACUAACUCCACGAAUGAGCCCCUUCAGCUUCAGAAUUUCAUCGAAAACCAGUUCCUUGAUUGUGCACACACACCGGAAUGGAUAGAUUCACCUUCCCCUCGCUCAGGCAAACUCUUGCUGAAAGUGCCUCUCAGUCCCCCAAACGUCGUCGACUACGCUAUAAAUGUCGCGUCUCGAGCUUUCCCAGCAUGGUCACAGACCACACCCCACGAGCGGUCUGAUCUUCUACUCCGAGUUGCGUCGAUUCUGGAGGAAAAGAAAGAUAUGUUUACAGUAUGGGAGAGUAUUGACCAAGGCAAAACUCUCUUUCGGGCUCGGUCUGAAGUUGAUCGUUCAAUUGAGCAUUUCCGAUAUUUUGCAAAAUACAUUCUUCACGACGAAAGUGUGGUACAUCUCAACAAAGGCACAGGAGAUUCGACUCUCACGCACGAGCACCGAGUCCCAGUGGGGGUCUACGCCAUUGUCACUUCAUCAAACAUGCCGCUUUUCCUCUUGACGUCCAAAAUCGCCCCCUGUCUCGCAUUUGGCUGCACAGGUGUGGCUAAGCCGAGCGAACUGACUAGCAUGACGGCCUUUUUGUUCGGCGAAGUUCUUCGGCAAGCAGAGCUACCACCCGGUGUUAUGAACAUUGUUUUCGGAAAUGGAACCGACACUGGUUCCACUCUUAUAGGCUCGCCGCUUGUAAAAGGAGUUUCGUUCUGUGGGGCGAUCGAAACCGGAAUUCAGAUUCGGAAGGACACGGCGGCUGACAUUCACAAGCACAUGUCUCUCGAGAUCCGAGGCAGUAGUCCAAUACUAGUCUUUGGCGAUGUCGAUGUCGAUGAGGCGGUCUCUGCGGCAGCCUACGCGGCAUUUGAGAACAGCGGACAACUCUGUCUAGGCGGCUCUCGAAUUUUCGUCCAUAAAUCGAUUUACAGGAUGUUUCUGCUCAAGUUUACCCGAUAUGUUCACAGUAACUACGGGUUGGACAAGGAACUCGGUCCGAUUGUGUUCGGGGAGCAUUAUUCCAAGAUUCGAUCUCACUUGGUACAGGCUGGUGAAGAACAUGCCAGCGUGCGCACUGAUAGUCCCGUGGUACAGGAGGAAAUCUUUGGGCCUGUGGCCACUGUCUUGCCAUUUGAUACAGAAGAGAAAGCAGUCAAGUUGUGCAAUAACAAUUCAAAUGGAAUGGGAGCUGUUAUCUUGACCGACGACCUGGCGCGAAUGAGCCGAGUCGGAGAACAUCUCGAUGCAGCGUUGGUGUGGGGCGGCUGCUGGCUCGGGCGUGAGCUCGGGGCCGGGUUCAGCGACAUCAGGGCGACUGGCACAGGACAAGAAGGAGGCACACGUAGCCGGGAGAUAUUUACAGGACUGCGAGCAGUGCAUGUUCCAUCUUACUAG
Penicillium roqueforti is the source of this 1440-nucleotide messenger RNA. RefSeq lists its product as uncharacterized. Lineage: Eukaryota; Fungi; Ascomycota; Eurotiomycetes; Eurotiales; Aspergillaceae. Gene Ontology annotation, molecular function: oxidoreductase activity, acting on the aldehyde or oxo group of donors, NAD or NADP as acceptor. The record is from RefSeq and is a predicted model, not a curated record. The coding region runs from base 1 to 1440 and encodes 479 amino acids. The transcript has 4 exons.